Messenger RNA from Cladophialophora immunda, 868 nucleotides. RefSeq lists its product as uncharacterized. Gene Ontology annotation, biological process: protein depalmitoylation. Bases 1 to 843 code for a protein of 280 amino acids. Gene Ontology annotation, cellular component: cytoplasm. The record is from RefSeq and is a predicted model, not a curated record. Gene Ontology annotation, molecular function: carboxylic ester hydrolase activity; palmitoyl-(protein) hydrolase activity. The transcript has a single exon. NCBI's taxonomy places the organism in Eukaryota, Fungi, Ascomycota, Eurotiomycetes, Chaetothyriales, Herpotrichiellaceae.
AUGAAACCGCCUGCACAACAUCCCGAGUCAUACGUGGUACUGCCACAAGGGCCACAUAAACAAACGGUGAUCAUCCUCCACGGUUUGGGAUCCAAUGGUCGAGACUUCGGAACGGCUCUGCUGGAAACAGCACUUCCUGACGGCACUACUUUGCGAGACGCCCUUCCCAAUGCCAAAUUCGUAUUUCCGACUGCCCUUUUCCGCCGUUCCACCAUGGCCAAACGUGUGCGGCUGACACAGUGGUUUGACAUUGCGAACCUCGAAGAGCCAUCGCGGCGAGCGGACUUGCAGGUGGAAGGCCUGGUAGAAACCACCACAUUCAUCCACAAUCUCCUUCAAAGUGAAAUGGACGUGGUCGGACCCGCGAACGUUGCUCUGGGGGGCUUGAGUCAAGGCUGCGCUGCCGCGCUGGUCGCGUUGCUGUUGUGGCCAGGACGCGACGUACAGGCUGCUUUCGGCAUGAGUGGCUGGCUCCCCUUUCAGGACCUCCUCGUGGCGACAGACCAGCCCGAAUCCGAGGAUCCGACUGAUUCGGUUUUUGAGACGGCCGAGGAAGAACCCAUGUCCCCACCAGAACGCGCGAUCACGGAACUCAGAGAGAUGCUUGAUUGGAAGCCAAACCAGGACACCGCGGCCAAGAUUCCAUCUACACCAAUCUUCCUAGGCCACGGGGCUGAGGACCCGAAAAUCGCGAUACGGCAUGGCGAAGAUGCCGCAAAGGCACUUUCGUCGCUUGGGAUUCAGGUCGAAUGGCACAGUUACGAUGGCCUAGGGCAUUGGUAUAGUGCCGAGGAGCUCGCAGAUUUACUGCGAUUCCUCCGAGAGAGAGGGUUUCAUGAUUAGCAAGGUGAAAGCGCCUAUCGUGAAC